This is a messenger RNA of Polychytrium aggregatum, 975 nucleotides long. RefSeq lists its product as uncharacterized. NCBI's taxonomy places the organism in Eukaryota, Fungi, Chytridiomycota, Chytridiomycetes, Polychytriales. The record is from RefSeq and is a predicted model, not a curated record. The coding region runs from base 243 to 866 and encodes 207 amino acids. The transcript has a single exon.
AGCCUUGCGUAUUUUUUCUUCUUCCCAAGCGAUUCUGCUGCUGGUCGUCGCCGCCCACUUCACCCUCCUCCUCCUCCUCCUCCUUCUCCAAGCAAUAUGCCCUAAUCCCUCCCCAGUAAUACGUGUUUGCGCUACCUUCUCUUUUCCAGUCCAUGUACACUUGGCACAUGGGCAAGCGGGACAACCCUCCCGAUCCCCAUGUGUCAGCGUAGCUUGCGUCUAACAAAGCAAAGCCAUAUGCAAUGAAACAGAUCACCCAGGCAGCUCUCUGGGACUGCAUAAUGUCGCAGCGCGCCGACGGGACCGAGUGUAUUCAGGACCCAGAAGCGAGCGGCGGCCCUGGCACAAAGACGAUAUCUCGUUUGAUAUUGAUUGCGGGCAUUGUGGAGCGUUCGUUGGAAUUCCGCGAGUCUGUCAGUGCCAUCGCUGGCGGCUGUGGUCCCCGACAAAGGCCAUCGAUCCCGGCUGCUGUGAUCAACCUGUGCGUCACGAAUGUGUCCCUGGCCGCGUUGAUGACGAGAGAUGGCACGCCAAGUGCGUUGGCUGGACCCGAGACUGGCGAGGCUGGUGCUCUUGAAGUUGGCUGGGAGUUUGCUGGAAACCUUGUGCAGGCGAAUUGGCCUGGACUCAAGAUGGGUGGUCAUGCUCGUGGACACAUUCGCUGGACGCUGGUGCAUUCAGGAUCCAGAACAGAGCGAUCCACCGAGUCUGUGUUUGCCAUCGACAGCAAUGUGACGGCGAAGCCCGGCGAGAACGGAGGCGGGCCUUGCGUUGGCGCACGGGAUAAGGAUUUGUAUUUGUUUGUUUGCUUGUUUGUUUGUCGGGAUGCUGGGCGGCACUCUGAUUCCAGGACAGGGACAGGUUGAGUGCAAAGGAGCGACAUGAAGCCGAGCCUGUCCUUGGACAUGCGGGCGUGACCGGUGUGCUUGCGCCGGCAUCCACAACUUUCCCAGCGAGCACGGAUCCAUGUUGGCU